Messenger RNA from Neltuma alba, 921 nucleotides. RefSeq names its product GLABRA2 expression modulator-like. The record is from RefSeq and is a predicted model, not a curated record. Bases 4 to 888 code for a protein of 294 amino acids. NCBI's taxonomy places the organism in Eukaryota, Viridiplantae, Streptophyta, Magnoliopsida, Fabales, Fabaceae. The transcript has 4 exons.
AGAAUGGAACAGUCGAAUCAGGAAACCCAACCCAACGUCCAAUCCAAUGCUCGAGAGCCCCAACAGGGUAAUUCUGUUCCUGAAGAGUCUGGCCAAGCACCUAAUGAAGGUGGAAACGCAACGAGUUCCGCGAAGGAAUCGGCAUCGCAUCCUCCGACGGGGCAAUCAUUGGCACUCGUCGUGUCGUCUGGUGGCGUCACUAAGAAAUCUGUGCAUUGGAACCCCGAAUUGGUUAAGGAAUCCAUCUUCGUGGCGUCUCCCCAAGAAUCGCCUCGAUAUUUUCAUUCUUCCCCUUUGUCCUCGCCCUCCUUCUCGGUAAAGGACAAGUUAGAGACCGUUCGGAAUGUGCUAGGAAGACUGGGGAGGGGGGUGGGAGAAGCAACAAAGAAGGCAGAGACUCUGGCUGAAAACACUUGGAUUCACUUUAGAACAAACCCGAGUUUUACUGAGGCUGCUGUGGGAAGGAUUGCCCGGGGAACAAAGAUACUUGCAGAAGGGGGCCAUGAUAAUAUCUUCCGACAAACUUUUGAGUCGGUUCCUGGGGAACGGGUUCUGAAAGCUUAUGCAUGUUAUGUAUCCACAUCAGUUGGUCCAGUAAUGGGAACUUUAUAUAUAUCCACUGAAAAGAUUGCAUAUUGUAGUGACAACCCUCUUGCCUAUCAAUAUGAAACGAAAACAGAAUGGAGUCAUUACAAGGUUAUCAUCCCAUUACAUGAGCUUAAAGCAGUGUUUCCAUCAUCAAACAGACACAAUCCAGCCGAAAAGUACAUCCAUCUAGUCUCAGUCGACAAUGAGGAAUUUUGGUUCAUGGGCUUCUUUGACUACGAUGGUGCUGUGGAGUGCCUCAAAGAAGUUUUUCAAUCCAGUGACCCACAACCUGACCAGUAGCAUAUAGCUCUGUGAAUCCAGGCAGCACUUUUA